Molecule: messenger RNA, 405 nt
Organism: Aphanomyces invadans
Lineage: Eukaryota; Oomycota; Saprolegniomycetes; Saprolegniales; Verrucalvaceae
Exons: 1
Coding region: 38-244 (68 amino acids)
Source: RefSeq, a predicted model, not a curated record
CUGCCGUCGAUCGCGUGAGUUCCAUUUUUGCAACGACAUGCCCACGACUCAAGACAACAUCGACGAGCUCUGGCGUGCGUUCGACCGCGAGAACUCGGGGACGCUGCACUCAUCCUCGGCAGAUGAGCUCGUCCGAGCAGUAAAGGAUGCCAUGGAGCGAGACGGCGUCCCCGACAGUGGUGCCAAGUCGCUCGUCCUUGCGUUCAUCGUUCACUUGUAUGUGCGUCUGUUCAGUAACGUGUAGUGCCGUCCUUGCACAACACCAACUAACUUAUACAUGCGACUGUCGCUUCCGUGCAUUCGUGUGCAAGUUGAGCACCGUCGACUGCGCACAUGCUGCAUGGAAGGUCAGGUUUUACCUCGGCGUCCUAGUUUCUGAUGCGACUUCUCUUCCGAUACCGCUGC